Molecule: messenger RNA, 1926 nt
Organism: Neomonachus schauinslandi (Hawaiian monk seal)
Lineage: Eukaryota; Metazoa; Chordata; Mammalia; Carnivora; Phocidae
Gene: ANKRD49
Product: ankyrin repeat domain 49
Exons: 3
Coding region: 148-867 (239 amino acids)
Molecular function (GO): protein binding
Source: RefSeq, a predicted model, not a curated record
GGACGACCCCGGAAGCGAGGUCCGCGAUAAAGAUGUUUCCCUUCUUUAAGAUCUUGAUGGACAAAAUAAAGCAGAUAUAAUUCACCUCUAGAAAAAUUAUUUAUACCCUGGCAUUUGAAAUGUUUUGUAUUUAGUGUCAUAGUAAAAAUGGAAAAAGGGAAAGUAAAUGAUGAUGGAAAACCAGACCCAGAAAAUUCUUUGGACUUUUCUGAACACUUUAACCAACUUGAAUUGUUGGAAACACAUGGACACCUUAUUCCCACUGGUACCCAAAGUCUCUGGAUAGGGAAUUCUGACGAAGACGAGGAGCAAGAUGAAAAAACCGAAGAGUGGUAUCAAUUGCAAGAAAAAAAGAUGGAAAAAGAUCCAAGCAAAUUGCUUCUUUGGGCUGCGGAAAAAAAUCGGCUUACCACAGUGCGGAGACUGCUGUCUGAAAAGGCCACUCACGUGAACACUAGAGAUGAAGAUGAAUAUACCCCUCUUCAUCGAGCAGCCUACAGCGGACACUUAGAGGUGGUGCGCGAGCUGAUCGCACAAGGGGCAGAUGUCCACGCGGUGACUGUGGAUGGCUGGACACCCCUGCACAGUGCUUGUAAGUGGAAUAAUACCAGAGUAGCUUCGUUCUUACUCCAGCACGACGCAGAUAUUAACGCCCAAACAAAAGGCCUCUUGACCCCCUUACAUCUCGCUGCUGGGAACAGGGACAGCAAAGAUACCCUGGAGCUCCUCCUGAUGAACCGCUACAUCAAACCGGGUCUGAAAAACAACUUGGAAGAAACGGCCUUUGAUAUUGCCAGGAGGACAAGUAUCUAUCACUACCUCUUUGAAAUUGUGGAUGGCUGCACAAAUUCUUCACCUCAGCCAUGACGGUUCUAAUAAUUUUCUUAAGUUUCCGAGUACCAGUGCCUCCUUUGUGUGAGAUAGGACAUAUCCCCAUGAUAGAAGGUUGACAUCAAAAGUUUUACGGUAGAACUCCAGUGGUACACAUUCAAAUGUCCUUCCAAGUGACAUGCCUAACGUUGAUGUCAAAAUGUAUUUGAAGGUUGUUUGGAUACAUCUUUACUGAUCUAUGUGGACUUUGUAAUUUUUAUCAGAAAUAAUUUUAACACACUUAUACUUAAAAACUUGUAACGGGUUGUACAGAAAACUAACGAUAUUUUUGGUGCUCAUCCAAGAGAAGUGUAUUUUUAAAUAUCCCCCAUCCUGGGUCUUUGUGGAGUAUUUAGUAUAUUGACAUGUAUUUUUAUAAGGUGAGGCAACUCAGAAUUCAAUUUAAAAAACUCAAGUAUACUGGUGCAGUGCAGCUGUCAUCUCCACAUCAUUAUGGCCAUUUGCUUUCAUUUUAAACCGUAAGAACUGACUUACUCGUGACUUGAAUUGUCAGAAGUUUAAGAAAACAUUGAAAGAGCUUAGAUCUUUGUCUUUUAGAGCAAAGUAGUUAGCUAAAGUGUUUAGUUAGCUAAAGUGUUUAGCUAAAGUGUUUAGUGAAUGUAAUAUACUGCCUCCGCUACCACAGUUCACACAAUCCUGUGGACGGUCCUACCUCACCCUGGUCAACCCACGUGAUCCUUCUUCCGUCGGUGAGUUGGCAUGACCUUUUACACAUGCACACAACUCUACCUUGGUCCAAGAGAUCAUAAUGUAUCUGCUCGCCAACUGGUUCUACCUGCCUAAUCCUGUUUGUUCAGGGCACUGCUCAGAUGGUCUCUCUAGUUCACAGGAAGUAUCGAUUUUUCCAAGGUCCUCCUUUUAUACAAAUCCUACAAAGGCAAAGAGACAAGGGAAAAGGAAUUCUAAGAGUGAAGGGAUGAUGAUUAUACUGGGGCUAGAUUAUAAGUGGCGCAAGCUUUAAAAAGCCACAGUGUGGAUGGUGACACGAGUAUAAAUAUGAAUAUUCAGAAAAAAAUAAAAGCUUGGAACAACAAA